AUGCCUCAAUACAGUUAUUCUAAAAGUCCACUAGACUCUAAAAGUAUUCGUUUGCUCGGUUCAAUGCCAGACGAAGAUCUGACCGCUCAAAUACAUUUCCGACUUCAUAAUUAUUCUCUUCGAAAAUCGGACAGGGGGAUCCAUCUAUAUGAAGCUUUAUCCUAUGUAUGGGUUAGCCCGGAGAGCCCUAAAGUUGUCUAUAUAAACAAUCAUUCUCUAUCUAUCACAGCAAACCUUUACACUGCACUGCUGCAUCUUCGAUAUCGCAGUUUUGAAAGGAUUAUAUGGGUGGAUUCUAUUUGUAUCAAUCAAGAAGAUAAUACAGAGAAAAGUCAUCAGAUUCAAUUAAUUGCGAAGAUCAUUGGUCAAGCGAAUCGUGUAAUUGUUUACCUUGAUGAUGCAGCAGACGGUAGCAAUCAAGCGCUCGAAAGUAUACGUGUUGCUGCGGAAGGUGAAUCCCCAGAAUUUGAAACCCCAGAAGGUGGAUAUCUAAAACAGGAAAUCAGUGAAAUGAACCAGAGGGGAGUUUUUGAACUGCUCAAACGACCAUGGUUUGAACCGAUCUGUGUUUUUCAAGAGGUUGGCUUCGCUCAACAAAUCCUGAUAAUGUGUGGCUCUGCAACAAUAGACGGCAAGCUUUUCUACAAUGGUCACUCAGACUUGGUAAAUCUGAUCCGUCCGGUGAUGUACCUAAUGAGAGGAGUAAUCUUCCAACCAAAACAUGUAACUCGGUUAUCUGGUGCACUUUCUCUAGGCGUAUUGGUAGAUAUGUACCAUACCCGUAAGGCCACUAAACGUCACGACAAGAUAUAUGCCUUGCUCGGCAAGAGUUCCAACAGUCCUAAUCUAGCUGGAUUAUUGCCUGACUACAAGGUCACAUGGACAACGCUGUUGGAGCGACUUGUUAAAUUUAUACUCCCCCAAAAUAUAUCUGUAAAGACUUGGGAGAGCAAGGAGGUAGCACUUAUUGAGAGUAAGGGCGAUGUCCUUGGCUAUGCCUUCUCGAUAGAUGAUGAUAGUACCAGGUUUGACAGACAGUAUGUAACUAUCCCUUCCAACAAUCGGCUAGAAUCUGUGUAUUACAACAAAGAGUACAGCACUCGUUGGUGUUUCCAGGAUUCAGCGAAACCUAUUCGACAAGGCGAUCUCGUUUGUCUUUUGCAAGGGGCUUCAAAGCCAGCUAUCAUUAGAGCAACCAAGGAUCAUUUUGCUAUCAUUUUGAUUGCAGCCACUUUACAAAAACACACACAAGUAAAUAGCGGAGUUUUUGAGUCUCCACUUACCUUGCCUUCGAAACAGAAAUUCUCGCGUGAUUUUUUACUUAUCUGGAACUAG
Molecule: messenger RNA, 1335 nt
Organism: Botrytis porri
Lineage: Eukaryota; Fungi; Ascomycota; Leotiomycetes; Helotiales; Sclerotiniaceae
Exons: 3
Coding region: 1-1335 (444 amino acids)
Source: RefSeq, a predicted model, not a curated record